CUGUCACAACAUGGUCAUACAAUCUAUGAUUUUCCUCACUGUAGCCUUGGCAAUUGUCUAUGUAGUUAAGACACGUGAUGGACUGUUAUGUACUGCUAUUUCUCUAAUGUUGUGACUAUAUACAUUAUUAAUGAUCUAUUAAUGUUAAUUCAGUCAAUCAAGAAUGAUUCCACUCUGGCCUAAGUUUGAAGUUUGUUCUUAUUCCUGUUUUGCCUACCAAUUUGUCCCUGUAUAAGAAGUGUCUGAAACGAUGAUAUGGCUGUUGUGGGAUGUCCAAUGAGAGAGUUUGGUCACAAGAAUCCAUCUCAUCAUCACAGCUAAGGAUGAUUGUUGUAGUCAUUGGUGGAAGGAGCUCCAACCCACUCACUCUUCAAAUUGGUCACAGUGUUGUCUGAGGGAAAUGUUAAGGAAGGCUCUGGCUUCAGUACCUGUAAGCAACAUGAAGUUUGCAUCGGUGUUAGUCCUUCUUUUUUUCUGCUCUACUUUCAAGAAAUCCCAUGGAAAGUCAAAGCCCAAACCGGGCUGUGAAUACCCCCCGUCUCAGUGGUGUAGGAGUUUGGAAAUUGCAAUAGAAUGUGGGGUUCAGAAGCAGUGUCUGGAGCUCAAUGCCACCAGGCCCAAUUCAGCAGUACCCAGAGUUGAGGUGACCCUGUACUAUGAGAGCCUGUGUCCAGGCUGCAGGGUCUUCCUCACCCAGCAGCUCUUCCCUACCUGGGCCAUGCUCCAUGAUAUCAUGGAGGUAAAACUGGUGCCCUACGGCAAUGCGCAGGAGCUUCCCUCAGGGAAUUCUCCCUUCACCUGUGAACAUGGGGAACCAGAGUGUCAUAGCAACAUGAUUGAGGCAUGUAUUCUACAUUCAGUGGGUCUGUACUCUGCCUUCCCUGUCAUUGACUGCAUGGAAUCUGCAGCAAAUGUUCUCGCCGCCGCCCAACCUUGCUUACAGCUACACGUCCCCUCCAUGACGUGGGACAGUGUCACAACCUGUGUUAAGGGAGAGCUCGGCCUCAAACUUAUGCAUGAGAACGCCCUGAAGACCAAUGCUCUCAGUCCAGCCAAAACACACGUCCCCUGGGUGACAAUUAAUAAGGAAUACACAGGUGACUUUCAGGACAAAGCAAUGUCAUCACUUUUUAACUUGGUCUGCAAGAUGUAUAAGGGAGGAAAGCCCCCUGCCUGCACCGGAGCACAGAAGAAACUAGACAGGAGUCUGUGCUAAAACCAGCAGUCAUUCUGCAUGCCAUUCAUGUUUUCAAAAUAUAUUUUGUUACAGUAUAAGUACCAGUUUCUAUCAUUCUUUUGAAAGACAAUGCAAGUCCAACAUAAAUCAUAAGUCGCUCAUUUCUUUACUCUUGUUGCUGAAAUGUAUUGUAAUACUUGUUUUAUUCUGUGUGAUACUGUGUCAUAACUCCAUAUGUAUUGAUAAUUUAACCCAAUGCUAACAAGUUAUGGUUCCAUUUUGUAUGAACAGAUUUCUCUUUCAAGCCUAAGAGUGCAUAUAACUGUGGGGUCUGAAAUUAAACAUCCUUGAUAAAGAU
Oncorhynchus nerka (sockeye salmon) is the source of this 1535-nucleotide messenger RNA. RefSeq names its product IFI30 lysosomal thiol reductase b (gene ifi30b). Bases 401 to 1216 code for a protein of 271 amino acids. The record is from RefSeq and is a predicted model, not a curated record. Gene Ontology annotation, cellular component: lysosome. The transcript is spliced from 7 exons. Gene Ontology annotation, molecular function: oxidoreductase activity, acting on a sulfur group of donors, disulfide as acceptor. Lineage: Eukaryota; Metazoa; Chordata; Actinopteri; Salmoniformes; Salmonidae.